AUGGUUACCCAGAGCGAAGCGUUCAAGAAGGCUGCCGAGGAGAGCAAGCAGUUGACGUCGAAGCCGAGCAACGAGGACCUCCUCGAGAUUUACGCCCUCUACAAGAUCGGGACGGGCGAGGACGUCGAGAAGGCUCCCGCGCCGGGCGGCAAGGCCAAGUUGAAGGCGUGGCAAAAGGCUGUUGACGACGGCAUCACGGUGGAGCAGGCCCAGGAGAAAUAUGUCGCCAAGGUCGAGGAGAUGAAGACCACGUACGGAUUCGACGCGAACAAGCAGCCCGAGGCCGUCGGCCAAGAAUAG
Messenger RNA from Chaetomium globosum CBS 148.51, 300 nucleotides. RefSeq lists its product as uncharacterized. Gene Ontology annotation, molecular function: long-chain fatty acyl-CoA binding. The transcript has 3 exons. The record is from RefSeq and is a predicted model, not a curated record. Gene Ontology annotation, biological process: fatty acid metabolic process. The coding region runs from base 1 to 300 and encodes 99 amino acids. NCBI's taxonomy places the organism in Eukaryota, Fungi, Ascomycota, Sordariomycetes, Sordariales, Chaetomiaceae.